Molecule: messenger RNA, 2958 nt
Organism: Nanorana parkeri
Lineage: Eukaryota; Metazoa; Chordata; Amphibia; Anura; Dicroglossidae
Gene: SULF2
Product: sulfatase 2
Cellular component (GO): plasma membrane; Golgi apparatus; endoplasmic reticulum
Molecular function (GO): N-acetylglucosamine-6-sulfatase activity; calcium ion binding; glycosaminoglycan binding
Source: RefSeq, a predicted model, not a curated record
GGUGCGAUCAGACGGAAGAGCGCUGCUCUCUGUGGCUUUUCUCUUACAUCAGAUUUAACCCCUCGUGUGUUUCCUCUCCAGAAUCUCCGAGCUCCAGACACCAGCUGAGCACCAGAGACAAGACGCGGGUCCCCGGCACCAUGGCGAGCCGGCCGGUGCUCCUCCUCCUCGGGUUGUUGGUCGUCGUUCUCUGGCCGGGCAUCGAAGGAACUUUACCCACUGUGUCCAAGCAGCGUCUGAAAGGGAGAUUUCAGCGGGACCGGCGGAACAUCCGCCCGAAUAUCAUCCUCGUCCUGACCGAUGACCAGGACGUAGAGCUCGGCUCCAUGCAGGUGAUGAACAAGACCAGGCGGAUCAUGGAACAGGGCGGGACGCACUUCGUCAACGCCUUCGUCACCACGCCCAUGUGCUGCCCGUCCCGCUCCUCCAUCCUGACCGGGAAGUACGUGCACAACCACAACACCUACACCAACAACGAGAACUGCUCCUCGCCGUCCUGGCAGGCCCAGCACGAGACCCGCACGCUCAUGAUUUUCCUCUCCUCUCUUCCAGCUUUCUUUGGCAAGUACCUGAACGAGUACAACGGCUCGUACGUGCCCCCGGGCUGGAAGGAAUGGGUCGGCCUGGUGAAGAACUCUCGUUUUUACAACUACACGCUGUGCCGAAACGGCGUCAAGGAGAAGCACGGCUCGGACUACGGCAAGGAUUACCUGACGGACCUCAUCACCAACGACAGCAUCAGCUUCUUCCGCACCUCGAAGAAGAUGUAUCCUCACCGGCCCGUGCUCAUGGUGCUGAGCCACGCGGCCCCCCACGGCCCAGAGGACGCUGCCCCGCAGUAUUCCCAGAUGUUCACCAACGCCUCCCAGCACAUAACGCCGAGCUACAACUACGCCCCGAACCCCGACAAGCACUGGAUCAUGAGGUACACGGGCCCCAUGAUGCCCUUAGUUCCACCACAGCUGGAGGGCCGGAGAUGGGAGAUUUCGGCUGAGGUUGAUGUUGGCGUGUUGCUGUAUCUGCAGAUCUAUGACAUGUUGGUGGAGACAGGGGAGAUGGAGAACACGUAUAUCAUCUACACGUCUGAUCACGGCUAUCACAUCGGACAGUUCGGAUUGGUGAAAGGGAAAUCCAUGCCGUACGAAUUCGACAUCCGGGUGCCCUUCUAUAUCCGGGGGCCCAACGUGGAGGCCGGCGCACUGAAUUCGCACAUCGUGCUGAACAUCGACCUGGCCCCCACCAUCCUGGACAUCGCCGGCUUGGACAUCCCCCCAGACAUGGAUGGAAAAUCCAUCCUGAAACUGCUGGACACGGAGAGGCCGGUCAACAGGUUCCAGGUGCAGAAGAAGGUGAAGGUGUGGAGGGAUUCAUUCCUGGUGGAGCGCGGUAAGCUGCUACAUAAGCGAGAGGUGGAGAAGCCAGAUGCCCAAGAGGAGAACUUUCUGCCCAAGUACCAGCGAGUCAAAGAUUUGUGCCAACGAGCCGAAUAUCAGACGGCCUGCGAGCAGCUGGGACAGAAAUGGCAAUGCGUGGAGGACGCGACCGGAAAGCUGCGACUACACAAGUGUAAAGGGAUGGCGAGUCUGAAGGCCGCCCCCAGCGCUGCCAAGAAAUCCCCAAAUCUGAUGAGCAAUCACUACGCCAGCGACGAGUGCAACUGCGACCCGAUCACCUACAAGAUAACGCCGCUGGGCCGCCGCAAGAAGCUCCUCACCAAGAAAAAGUACAAGGCCGGCUAUCUCCGGAACCGCUCGGCUCGCUCGGUGACGGUGGAAGUGGGCGGGGAGAUCUUCACCAUGGCGUUGGAGCGGGAGUACCAGCCGGUGCUGAAGAGAAACUUCACCAAGCGUCACAUGUCCACCCCGGAGGAUGACGAGGACAAAGAUGACGAGGAUUUCAGCGGGACGGGAGGUCUCACCAACGAGCUGAUGGUGCCCAGCGGUCUGAAAGUGACACACCGGUGUCACAUCCUGGCCAAUAACACGGUGCAGUGUGAUGUGGAUGUGUACAAGUCUCUGCAGGCCUGGAAGGAUCACAAACUCCACAUUGACCACGAGAUCGAGACAUUGCAGAACAAGAUCAAAAACCUGCGGGAGGUCAGAGGUCACCUGAAGAAGAAGAGGCCGGAGGACUGCCCCCUCUGACCAUUGGCUGCCUGCCCCGCCCCCUCGACCAUUGGCAUUGUCUGCAGGAAUCCGGUGAAGUCUCAGGACAAGAUGUGGGUCCUGCGGGAACAGAGACGUAAGAAGAAGCUGCGCAAGCUGCUGAAGAGGCUGAAGAACAACGACACUUGUAGCAUGCCGGGACUGACCUGCUUCACCCACGACAACCAGCACUGGCAGACCGCCCCCUUCUGGACACUUGGGUCGUUCUGUGCUUGUACGAGUGCCAACAACAACACGUACUGGUGCCUGAGGACCAUCAACGAGACGCACAACUUCCUGUUCUGUGAAUUCGCAACGGGCUUCCUGGAGUAUUUUGAUCUCAACAUUGAUCCGUACCAGAUGAUAAACGCGGUGAACACUCUGGACAGAGACGUCCUCAAUAACUUACAUGUUCAGCUGAUGGAGCUGCGGAGCUGUAAGGGGUCCCGGCAGUGUAACCCGCGGACCCGCUCCCUGGAUCUCGGGCUGCAGGAUGAAAGUUUUGAACAAUACCGGCAACUUCAGCGACGGAAGUGGCCAAAAACGAAGAGACCUCCCUCUAAAUCCUUAGACCAGUUUUGGGAAGGUUGGGAAGGUUAAAGGCUUCGCACAGGAAGACUCUUCGAAACAACUGGAACCAUCGUUCACAUUUGAAGACCACCUUCAGGGGGAUGCUGGAGGACGCUUCUUCACCCUGAUGGAUUGUGGGUAGAUAGUCCGCGCUGUGGGAGGACUUAGAGACAGAUAAAGAUACUUGUGACUAAUGACAUGACCAGAGGAGCGCAAUCCUCUCUAAAAACUCCACUUCUUGCAC